Molecule: messenger RNA, 1858 nt
Organism: Mustela lutreola (European mink)
Lineage: Eukaryota; Metazoa; Chordata; Mammalia; Carnivora; Mustelidae
Gene: OSM
Product: oncostatin M
Exons: 3
Coding region: 140-856 (238 amino acids)
Biological process (GO): oncostatin-M-mediated signaling pathway; immune response
Cellular component (GO): extracellular region
Molecular function (GO): oncostatin-M receptor binding; cytokine activity
Source: RefSeq, a predicted model, not a curated record
UGCCCUCCCCCCCUCCCCACCCACCUCACGAGGUGUUGGCCAAUCGCCCUGGCAGGCAUAAAGUGGCUGCCAGCCCGCAAGGCUCCCAGCCAGGAGGUGUCACCCCCAGCAGGCGCCGGCCGGAGCUCGGGCACCCAGCAUGCGGGCACAGCUUAUGUGGAGGACGCUGCCCAGUCUGGUCCUCGGACUCCUGUUCUUGAGCACGCCGGUCAUGGGCAGCUGUCUGGACAAGGACCAAGAGCUGCUCAGGCAGCUCCAGAAGCAGGCGGACAUCAUGCAGCGAACCAGCAUGCUCCUGAACCCCUAUAUCCAAAGCCAAGGCCUAGACAAGGAUGGACUGAAGGAGCACUGCCGGGAGCGCCCAGGGACCUUCCCCAGCAAAGAGGCCCUGCAGCGGCUCAGCAGGCAGGAACUCCUGCGGGCUCUCAACACCAUGCUGGAUCACGUUCUGCACAGACUGAUGGCCUUGCAGCAAGACAUCCCCAAAGCCCAGGACCUGGAGACAGUGAAUAGAGCAAAGCAGAACAUUCGCGGGUUCAAGAACAAUAUCCACUGCAUGGCCCAGCUGCUUCCAGGCUCAUCGGAGAGGACUGAGCCCCCUCCGAUAGGCCCAGGGACAUCUCCAUCGCCCACCCCCACCCCAGACACCUUCCAGCGCAGGCUCGAAGGCUGCAGGUUCCUGCACGGCUAUCACCGCUUCAUGCACUCUGUGGGGCAGGUGUUUCGAGAGUGGGCAGAGAGCCCGAGUCGGAGCCGGAGACACAGCCCCCGCCGUGGCCUGUGGAAGGGGGCCCGCAGAGUGCCACUCUCCAGGGGGAAUAAGAGACUCCUUCCCCGGGGGCAGCUGCCCCGGUAGUCUUAGGGGACACCACCCGGCAGAGAAAGGAUCCGUAUGUACUCCCUAGGAGGGCAUCUCCCCCCAGGGCCUCCAAACCUGCUCCCCUCUGUUCCUCACCUCCCAGAAGUGCACUUUAAGGGGUGGGAGUCAGGCUCCGGGAUGGGAGGGUAGGGUCAGGCUAUUGAGCCCCCAGCCCUGAAUUCGUCAGUCUUGGUGGGGUGGCUGGGUCAGGCCACGCGGGGCCAACUUUCCAUUGAUUCAGGGGUCUGAUGACACAGGCUGACUCAUGGCCAGACUGACUGCCCCCCCGCCGCUCUGCUCCCGGAGGGCUGCUGGCCCUUCCCUCUCAUGACUUACAGAGCCGUUGCCCCCAGACUUCCUCCUUUCCACAGCAGCAUGGUUCCAAGGGGAGGGUUAGGGCCUGAGCUGGCCUUCGAAGGCUCAUUGCCAUUCUCAGGCCAGACACCUGGAUAUCUGGGUGACCUCACUUUAGGCAGCUGUGACAGAUGCAGAGUGUCUUAGAAGGAGCACUGAUCUGGGGGCAGGGGUGUCCAAGAAUAGGGCUCAGUUCCCAGCUCAACCCCUAACUCACUGUGUGGCCUCAGGCAGGCCACUUUACCUCUCUGGACCUCAGUUUUAUUUUUUGUGGUUCAAGCCGUUGGUGUAAAGCCCUCUCCGCUUGAUUCAAUUACAUAGAGCAAAUAUCCAAUGCCUUGCAAAUGGGCAGGGCCUGGAGUUCUCUAUAGACCUACUGCCUGGAAGGGCCUGGUCUUGGGUCCCGGCUGCUGGCUGCGCCCCCUGGUGGUGCAUCAUUAAAAUUUCUCAUGCUGAAACUGGUUCGAGGGAGGCCCAGAAGGUGCUGGCUCAAUUCUUCAAAGGGAUAUGACUAAUUUAUCGAUUUUUAUCAGUUUUUAUCUGUUUCCUAUUUAUAAGGCUUAUUUAUGAUGUGUAUUUAAUGUUAAUAUUGUGUCAACAUAUAUUUAAAAAACUUGCCUUUUUCUAAAGCCCUUGUGUCUCUCU